Lecanosticta acicola is the source of this 2849-nucleotide messenger RNA. Lineage: Eukaryota; Fungi; Ascomycota; Dothideomycetes; Mycosphaerellales; Mycosphaerellaceae. The record is from the annotation of a GenBank genome assembly.
AUGGCCUCCAAUGCAGAGCCCAGAGACGACAGCUCUGGAGCCACAAGCCCUACGAGUCCUCCGAGUAGCAAUCCGCCUUCGCGACAAGGCCAUCGACAUACUCCCUCGCAUCCUUCGCAUCUGAGGCAAGCGCACAUGCCUCCCGAAUCGCCGGACGACUCGCGAAAGGACAAGGAUCUGGCAGCAGACGGCGUUGAGCCUCAAGACCAUGCUACAACCGACAUCGAUUCGGAUGCGACGCAGCAGCAGGGCACCACUGACGAGCCUUCUGAGGCCGUCGAUGCGCGGACGAGAUUGCUAGAGAAUUACGAUUCGUUCAAGACAAGGCCGAGAUACCAACAUGGAUAUGGAUCGUUCGCUAGUAGCCAUACGGGAACAGAGACCGGCAGCUUCGAGCAGGCCAGAGGUGCCUUUCACAGGCCGAGUCUUGGCGGCCGCCAGCCUACAGACACGCACAUGGGUAGUGCUGGGCUGGUGGAGAACUACGUGCCAGACUCCGUCACAGACGGGCUGCUGGGGAAGCCCAAGAAGACCGGCACAACACAUUGGCUGGCACAACGGGCAGGCAUAAAACAUGAGAGGUUGAUGUAUGUGGUUGAGUUGGAGUCCGAAGUUCUAUUUCACCGCUUCCAGACCACUCUCGUAUAUCACACACAAUCAUGCUGAUGUCUUACAGGUACAUCUUCUACUACUUACCCUUCACGAAUUGGAUACGGCAAUAUCGGUGGAAGUUCUUCCAAGGAGACUUCAUCGCUGCACUAACCAUGGCAAGCUUCUACAUCCCGAUGGCGCUGUCUUACGCGGCGAAUCUCAGUCAUAUGCCGCCCAUCAACGGGCUGUAUGCCUUCGUGUUCAACCCCUUCUUCUACGCCCUACUUGGCACUUGUCCUCAGAUGGUUGUAGGACCCGAGGCUGCUGGGUCCCUCCUCGUGGGAAGCGUUGUCACGGAAGCAAUCAAAGCAGGUCACUUCAAGGACGACGAUGGCAUGAAGGCGGGACAAGUUGGAGGAAUGGUAACGGGUCUCGCGGGUGCUAUUAUCUUGAUCGCUGGCAUUCUCCGUUUAGGCUUCCUGGACAGUGUCCUAUCACGGCCCUUCCUCCGAGGUUUCAUCAGUUCGAUCGGUCUGGUGAUCUUCGUCAAUCAGCUUGUGCCAGAAAUGGGUCUCGAUAAGUGGGCCGCGAAGUCGGAAAAAGCCCAUGGAUCGCCUCUGGAGUCACUCAUAUUCAUAUUUGAAGAUAUCGACAAGGCGCACAAGCUCACGUGUGCUGUCAGCUUCGGUUCUGUUGCCAUCAUUCUGGUCCUGAGAGAACUCAAGCGGCGACUACAACCAGUCCAGAAACUAGGCUGGGUGGUAUACAUUCCUGAUCGCUUCAUCAUUGUCGUGCUUUCUGCAGUGUUUGCGUGGCGGUUCAAGUGGGAGGAGAAGGGUGUUGAUCUUAUUGGAGACAUUCGGCCACCAGAGGGGGUUCGACUCUUCGAGCCACACUUCCCAUUCGACCAGCACAACUUUAAGCAUGUCAGCGAUGCAUUCGAAACAGCUUUUAUCGUGGCUCUCCUAGGCUUCUUCGAGAGCUGUGUUGCUGCGAAGAGCUUGGGCUCGGGCAAAGUCAAGGUAAAUACGGUCGAGAAGAAACACAAAGACGGCACCGUCGAAGAAGUUGAAGAGGCAGACGGCAUUCGUGGGAUGGUAGUCUCGUCAAACAGAGAGCUGGUUGCACUGGGUGUGGCCAACGUCAUUGGCGGAUUCUUCAUGGCCAUCCCGGCUUUUGGAGGUUAUGGCAGAAGCAAGGUCAACUCGAGCACAGGUGGCAAGACACCGAUGAGCAGUAUUCUGCUCUCUGCCUUCACACUCUUGUGUGUCUUCUUCCUGCUGCCAUACUUCUACUUCAUUCCGGUAAGAGAAUAGCCUCCCUCACUUACAAAUCAUCCCACUAACCCAUCCCAACAGAAGGGCGUCCUCUCCGCCAUGAUAACCGUGGUUUCCAUCUCCCUCCUCGAAGAAGCACCCCACGACAUCUACUUCUUCUGGAAAAUCGGCGGCUACAUCGAACUCUUCCUCAUGCUUCUCGUCUUCCUCACCACCUUCUUCUGGUCCCUCCGAGGCGGCAUCAUCGUCGGCAUCAUCUUCUCCCUCAUCCGUCUCCUCAAACACAGCACGCGCCCGCGGAUCCAAAUUCUCGGCCGCAUUCCGGGCACCAACGAAUUCGAAAACGCGGAGAUGCUGUCGCAGGACGGCAACGUGGAAUUGAUCCCGCACUGUCUCAUCGUCAAGAUCCCCGAACCGCUGACGUUUGCCAACACGGGGAGUCUGAAACAUCGGCUCAAGAGGCUGGAAGACCACGGCACGAACUACGCGCACCCCGCCCUGCCCAGCGUGCGGAGCAAAGAGCACAACCAGAACGUCAUCUUCGACAUCCACGGCGUGACGGACCUGGACUACGCGGCCGCGCAGGUCCUCAGCGAGAUCGUCUCCGACUACAUCGAAAACGGGACCGUCGUCUUCUUCUGCCGCAUCCCGAGCAAGAAGUCGAAAGUGUGGCUGCUGAUGGAACGCAGCGGGAUCGUGGAGACGUGUGGCGGGGAGGGGAAGUUUUUUAAGAAUGUCGAGCAGGCGUUGCGGGCUACGGAGAAGAACGGCACGUUUUUUGAAUUCUCUCAGGGCUUCGCAGGCGAUGGGGAUGGGGAUGGGGAUGGGGAUGGGGAUGGGGAUGGGGAUGGGGAUGGGGAUGAUGGGGAGAUGGCUGGCGGGGAGGAGAGUGGGAGUAGUUCGCAGACUACGGAUGUGGAGUCGGGGUCUGGGUUUGGGAGGAGGAGGAGGAGGCUAUCUCGACGGGAAGUGGAAACCUGA